Molecule: messenger RNA, 5042 nt
Organism: Anolis carolinensis (green anole)
Lineage: Eukaryota; Metazoa; Chordata; Lepidosauria; Squamata; Anolidae
Gene: stac
Product: SH3 and cysteine rich domain
Exons: 12
Coding region: 627-1811 (394 amino acids)
Biological process (GO): positive regulation of voltage-gated calcium channel activity; positive regulation of protein localization to plasma membrane; skeletal muscle contraction
Cellular component (GO): extrinsic component of cytoplasmic side of plasma membrane
Molecular function (GO): transmembrane transporter binding
Source: RefSeq, a predicted model, not a curated record
CCCCCUCGCCUCCAUGUGUUCCUCCCAGGUUUUCUACUCGGGCACAUUCCCCAUUCCCUGCCCUAAGGAAGCCAGGAAGCCAAGGACGCCCCCGAAGCAGCAGCAGCAACAGCAGCGUCCCCCUCCCAGCGCCUCCACGAUCCCCAUUCAUUUUCGUGUAAAGGCAAAGCCAUCAUCAUCAACAGCCUUUGGAGGAGGAGAAGGAGGCAGGGAGGGAGGCAGGGAGGCGGUCGCAUUUUUAAAAAGGAAACCCCACGCUCGCCGAGGAAGAAGUCCAAGCUGAGUUGCUCGGCUCCUUAGAAAUGGAGGCUGCUGCCCAACACGUGAAAUCGUAAGCCGGAGCAGCUCUUCCUCGCCCCUCCACCAUGAUUCCUCCCAGCAACGCCAGUGAAGACAGCCUGGACGGGGGGGAGAAGGAAAACGACGCCGAGAGCCCCGAGCAGCCCCCUUCUCCUGCCUCCACCACCAGCCAGGAAUCCAAGCUUGCAUAACUUAUAGCCAAGUUUGCCAGAUGACCGUCACUGGAUCAGUCUCGGGCAAAGUCUCUGAACUUUCACUGUUAUGGAGAAAGCAAAAUUAGGCCAAAUGUGGAUUCACUAGGACAAGCCAGCAUUACUGAGACAUUUAUGAAAUCACACAACUCUUUUGACUCUGGAUGGAAUCCUAAACAUGAUGGUUUGGAAAGAAAUUCACUGGAACUGAAGUACCUCCAGAAACUGAAGCGAUCACUUUCUUUCAAGACCAAAAGUUUGCGGAGUAAAAGUGCAGACAACUUUUUCCAGCGGACAAACAGUGAUGUGAAGUUGCAAGUAGAUUUGCUAUCGGAAAUCAGCUGCAGAACAGGCCAGCCCCCCGAUUCUGAAAGCCAGUCCUCCACUCCAACCAAAGACCAACCUCAACAGGAAAACAACAAAACUCACAUUUUCCAGGAACACAUCUUCAAGAAACCCACUUUCUGUGACAUCUGCAACCACAUGAUUGUUGGGACAAACGCUAAACAUGGAUUACGCUGCAAGGCGUGUAAGCUGAGCAUUCACCACAGAUGUGCAGAAAGCAUCGGGCAACAACGCUGCAUGGGGAAACUGCCCAAAGGUUUUCGCCGUUACUACAGCUCUCCACUACUCAUUCAUGAACAGUUUGGCUGCAUCAAAGAAGUUAUGCCUAUUGCAUGUGGCAAUAAGGUUGACCCUGUCUAUGAAGCACUUCGCUUUGGAACUUCCUUGGCCCAGAAAACCAAGAAAGGCAGCACAGGGAGUGGCUCGGAUUCACCAAAGAGGAAUUCUACAUCAGAUUUGGCAGAAGUUCCUGAAGAAGGUGACAGCCCAGGAGGUUUACUUGACAUAAACAGGAAACGCAGCAAUAGUAUGUUUACCUACUCAGUAAAUGGUACAGCAGACUUCAGAGAUGAACCGAAGAAAAUAAAUUCUAUAUUACAGGGAUCUCUUAAUAAAGACACAGUGCAGAUGAAUACCUAUGUUGCCUUGUACAAAUUUGUACCACAAGAGAAUGAAGACUUGGAAAUGAGGCCAGGAGACAGGAUUACACUUUUGGAAGACUCAAAUGAAGACUGGUGGAAGGGGAAAAUAGAAGAUCGAGUUGGCUAUUUUCCGGCUAAUUUUGUUCAAAGAGUACAAGACGAAAAAAUUUUCAGGUGUAUAAGAACAUUUAUUGGGUGCAAGGAGCAGGGACAGAUCACCCUGAAAGAGAACCAAAUCUGUAUGGCUUCCAAAGAGGAACGUGAUGGCUUUAUCAAAGUAAGCUGCGGGAAGAAAAAGGGAUUUGUUCCCAUUGAUGUCUUGGAAAACAUCUGAUUUUUUUGCUCGUGCAACUACUGCAGUAGUGACGCUUUGCUGAAACAAGGCCUGUCUGCCUCCUUUUGCACUGUGUCAACCCAAACACGCUGUCUUGCCAGUGACCAGAGAAAUCACGAGACAACUCCAAGGAUCUGUUGAUAUCAGACAUUUAGUCUUUUCUUGGGCAACAGGAGAUGGGUGAACUACAACACCUUGCACUUGCUGGAAAAGAGCCAAGCAAGGGUGGUGGGAGUCUUAGGGGGAGGCAUUGGCUGUCUUUGUUUUAACAAGGCAGGCAAAACACUAAACUGGAUGAUUUUUCUGAACAAGAUUGCUAAUGGUUUCCCUAACAAAAAUAAACAGCUCAUCUGGAAAUUUGCACCCUUUUCACGUGUCUUAAGAAAACUGAGCUUUUUUUCUGAUUGGAAGUGUUAUUGAAAAGGCAAGGAUUUGAACUUUUCCUUGUAUUCCUACCGCUUGAAAUAUAUGUGAGUCUGUUCUUUCAAAUGUUGUCAAUUAUAUUAGCGACUGUGUAAUGUUUGGUUCUGGUUUUUAAAGUUCUGUGACAAAGCAGUUUGGGUGAACUGUAUUGAGAUCAGUUUGGGAAAAAAAAUACUACAGCCCCAGGACUACUUUUUCUGUGAUGUAUGAUAUAUGUUACCAUGGCGAGCUUGUACGUUCUUUGGAUUCCUUGUACACAAGCAAAGAUUUUAGCACAUAUUGGAUGUAAAUGCUGUUAAAACAGCUCAAGAACAAGCACUGUUUCUCUAGGACAGGUGCAGUUGGAAGUUACUGCCUAAUCCCUACCAAAAGAAGAAAAUUACCAGAAGCAAGGACCUGGAUUGUAGACAUACUAAAGAAUUUUUCUAUUUUUCUGAUAUUGUUUGAACAUAUUUUAUGUGUAUCUGUAGCAUGGUCCUGUUUAUAUGGUAAACCAGUCAUGUUUCACAAUAUGGGAUGGCAGAGCAUCCUGCUGAUGAAAAGAAUUUUGAGCUCGCAUGCUUCUGAAUGAAUGCAACAAAGUUCAAAAGGCUGACAGGUUUGGUUAUUGCCAGGGAAACAAACACAUUCCAGCCGCAGAAUUAAAGCACCCUAAAUCCUAUUCAGUGGUCAGAAGCCUGCCUUGGCUUUAUUAACUGCCACUUGUAGAAAUUGCAGCUUUAAAGCCAGAAUGUCACCCCAAGUUUGAUGUUAUAUUUGAACCCCAAAAUGAACAGCAUAUCAAGAUACAGAUAAGAGUAAGUAGCUGCUUUUGUUUCUUUUUUCUCCAUCAAGAGGACAAUAAAGCAGUUUCAGUUUUACUGGCCUGAAACAAAGGUUUUGAAUGUGAGGCUCUCCAAAUGUUGAACUGCAUUUCCCAUCUGCUGUACCCUCUCUAGCUGCAAAGAGAGGUGGUGAGUAAUAAAUGUAUUGUUGUUGUUGUUGUUAUUAUUAUUAUUAUUAUUAUUAUUUAUUAUUAUUAUUAGGAGCCCCAGGUAGCUCAAUGGGUUAAACCUUUCUGCUGGCAGGACUGCUGACCAAAAGGUCAGCAGUUCGAAUCCGGGGAGCAAUGUGAGCUCCCAUCUGUCAGCUCCAGUUUCCCAUGCGGGGACAUGAGAGAAGCCUUCUACAGGAUGAUAAAACAUCCGGGUGUCCCCUGGCCAAUGUCUUUGCAGACGGCCAAUUCUCUCACACCAGAAGUGACUUGCAGUUUCUCAAGUCGCUCCUGACAUGUAAAAAAAAAUAUUACUUUUUACAGGCUGGUAUGACUUGCAGUCCAACAACAGCUGGAGGCCCACAUUUUUUUCCUAUCAUGCUAUAAAUGCUUAUUAAAAUGUUCCAAUUUAGGGACAUAAAUAGCAACAAGCAAUUUGCCAGAUGUGCUUCAUUUUAAGAAGGCUUAAGCCUAUCUAUUCCUUUAAUUGUCCAACAUUUUUUAAUGUAAUGGAAGAGCGAGGUUGGGAUCAAAGUUGUAUUUGUUAGGCAUGGGAUGGGUGAGGAAAACUACAGAAAAUAGGACAGGAAGUAAACAACUGUUGUUUACAAGUUUUGAGUCUCAUCUCCAGAGGAAAGCACGAUAUAAAAUAAACCAAACAACAACAUUCCCUUUUUAUUAACAGAUGUAAUAGCUGUUAAUAUAUUAAGCUGUUUCCUAUAUGUAAUAGCUCAGGAGAAAAACACGUGGGACCCUUAGCACACUACAACUCUUUGGCAUGCCAGCAAGCCAAAUGUCAGCUUUAUUGCAUGAAAUAAUAAUAACAAUAAAGCUUUAUUGAUAUCCCACCCCCUCUCCCCAAGGGGUGGCUUUCAAUUAAUUGAAGUUCAAUAAUUGGCAGUGCGAAGAUAGCACAUGACUAUACCCCAGCCCUUGAAGUAAAGAUCUUCAGUCUUCACCUCUUGCCUUGCAUUCCAGUCUGUGGCUGAAUCCCAGUACGCUUUUGCUACCAGAAAUGGUGCAGUUGGGAAGUUCAGGCCCAUAAUUUCUAUUAGCAAAGGGCUGUUCUGUCUAUUAUAUUCCAUUCUUUGGCUUUUACACCUGCAGUUACAUUUGUCUACAUGGAAAUGCUGGAUGUCUGCCUGGUCCACCAAAGCCAACAGGGUGACAGGUCCAUAGGUUUGAUUCACCUGAAGAACUUUUAGUUACUAUAUAUGAGGGGCAUCAGAUAAAGCAAACAACAUUCCAUCCUUUUACAAGCUCUUGGACAGAUGAAGAAAGCUACACCUGCAGAGAGAGAAAAAACCAACUUUCAUAUCUUAGUCGGAAUGCAGAAAUCUUUAUUGUAUGGCUUUUUUUGAGUAGAAAACAAGUUUUAGAAAUAUUUUUGCAGCUCAUUUCAUUUUGCAAAGGAUAGCCAGAUGAUAUAGCGUUAGAAAAUAAGAUUCUUUGUGACAAAGAGAAAGAACAACAACAAUAUUAAUGUCUACCCAACCUGCAUUAUGUCAUUGCUUUGUUGGAAAUUCAAUGAUCUAAGAUGAAGGAUCCUGAAAUGUCAGUUGGAAAAUGAAAAACAGUGCUAUGGUUAGCAUUUUCUUGUUGUUGUUCUGAGAAGACUAACAAAAAGCAUCUAUCCGUCCAUACAUGCUACUAUUUACUUGAAUGCAACAUACUGUGAUUCCGUCCUAUUUCAACUGCUUUUUACUUCAGUUUAUCCUUCAGUCCUUCCUCUUAGGAUCGAGAUGGAUAUUAAUUUCAAUUCACAAUGGCCUUUAAUCAAUGUCUCAUUUCUUUUGAUACUAAGCAAUAAAACAAAUAAAGUGAUUUUUAAAAGA